CAAGGUGCUCUAGUCACUUACAACUUAAUUAGCUUCCUCCUGUAGAUACUCUGGGUAAACCACUGAGCUGCUUGUUCAAGAGCAAAAGAAAAGGACUUGAGGUGAGCUACCACCUUGUAGAUGUGCACAGUGUUGAAAGUGGAUUACUAAAUCAGGAAGUGAAGACAACUUGCACACUGAUGGCUGAAAGCAAAAUAAAAUACCGGUUUGUGCUACCGAAAAACGUGUACUGUGGAGGGCAGACCAUCAAAGGACAGCUGCACAUUGAGUCUCCCUCGCCGGUGUUAUUGUCAAACCUUCAGGUUCGCUUGAGAGGUCGGGCCAAAGUUCAGCUCGUGCGCGAAGAAAACGGAACUACGAGGACACUGUACCAGACCCAGACCUACCUCGACAAACGUCUGGGUGUACAAGACAUGCAGAGGCUUCCAGAGUCAGACAACUUACCACAGGGCACUGGCUUGUUUGCCUUCGAGUUCCUCCUCCCUCCUGGGUUACCUCCUUCGUUUACAAGUCCCUUGGGAGGGUGGCCCAUCUGUGGAGACACCAUCUUUCAAAUGGGAUUGGUAGAGGAGGAUUACAUUAUUAGCCAGUGUGGAUUCCUUUGCUAUUGUCUGGACUUACUGAGACGUGACAGAGGGAGAGAAGUUAUACGCUUUCGACAGUUGAUCCACAUUAUCACAAGACCGUCUCUUGGCGUUGAUGCUUCUGCAAGUCAACCAGUGGAGCGAGAACUGCAUCAUGCACGCCAUUGGUUCUGCUGUGUCGCCAGCAAAGACAUCCUCUUCAAGGCCUGGCUGGACCAACCGGAAGUGAUCAUGGGGGACAAAAUACCUUUCCACGCAGAAAUCACCAACAACUCGGACAUCUUUGUCAAGUCGUCUUACAUCACCCUCAUAGCGACUUGGGUUUUCCACGCUAUGGACGAGACAGAGGUAAAGUCUGAAAAGAUUAAGUCCUUCAAGAAAGUGAAGCGAUGUGCCAUUCCACCCGGCGAGAGCAUGACUUGGGGUGACAAUGACGAACCGUUGGUGCUGCCUGCAGACCUGACUCCAACUGGUCCUCCUAACUGCUCUAUCAUGGAGGUUUCAUAUGAAUUGUCAUUUACUGUCGUACCCCGAGGAAUGUUCAGCAGCAUGAAGGUCCGGCUGCCUAUAACCGCCACGUUUGGUUUAACACAAAGCGACCGGGAGAGACUGGCGGCCGAGACUAGUCAUGGCAAUGCCUGAAAUACAGUUUGCAGGGAGGCGGAGGUUCAGAGAACACAGACUCCAAAGACAUCGAAGCGAAUGUAGCUGACACUCCACAUCGUAUGAGAAAAAAACUGGAUCCUGUCACAACUUUUCUGAUGUAGUUUGACUUGUUAAAUGAUGUUAAUUUUGUAGUUUACUUUCCACGGAUGCUUUAUUUAAAACAAAAAACUUUUCUUACAUUUAUUGUCUACAAUUACCCUUAAUUUUUAGUUUGUUUCAUCGUAAACAUUCCACCUUCACUGUAGUCUGCUUUUUUGCUUUAAAAUCUUUAUUUAAAAAUGCUGUUGGAAAAUGUUUGUUAGGAGAACUAGCUAAUACAAAGUAAUUAAAUCUUUUACUCUUAAUUAAGUCAUCUGUAUUGCUGUUUCUUUCAGUUGCCUGAGGGAUAUCAGAUGUUGGUACUUUCUGUAAUGUGACUUGAAUGGUUGUCCCUAGGCUACCACCAUGAACAUAAAUGUUAGUUAUUAUUAAUUUCGAUUCAUAUCAAUUCUUGGCAGCGUUCUUAGCUCAAACAUAAGCUGAUCAUAUCGUCAGGGUUAAUGUUAAAUUAAUACAAAAUUAGUAAUUCGUAACUAGAUAAUUAAAAAUCUCGUAGAAUUAUUAAUAACAGCAUAAUUAUUGAGGACAUUUGGGUAUUAUAGUUGGGCUGUUACUUGCAGCCGUGCACGUUAAUAAAUAUUACCGGACGCCACACACACACACACAGAGACAGAUAUGGCAAGGGAAGUAACUACCAAAUGUUUAUGAUAACUUUGUUAUUUAUUACCUCCCGUGGUUCUUGUGAGACCAAGCUUCUGGUAAAGAAAACAAAUUAUUUUUAGUUAUAAGAUUUUUUUUUUUUUUUAAAUAAAAACGUUAAUUUGAACAGUCUGCUUUCAUUUAUAUUAUUUCACGAGAGACGCAUGUCUCACUGAUUGAUUGACUAACUUUGAAACCAAAAAGGUUCCUCUUCAUACGAGCUUAUAUCCUCGGAAGA
Messenger RNA from Pomacea canaliculata, 2226 nucleotides. Its product is annotated as arrestin domain-containing protein 5-like. Gene Ontology annotation, cellular component: cytoplasm. Gene Ontology annotation, biological process: protein transport. Bases 180 to 1226 code for a protein of 348 amino acids. NCBI's taxonomy places the organism in Eukaryota, Metazoa, Mollusca, Gastropoda, Architaenioglossa, Ampullariidae. The record is from RefSeq and is a predicted model, not a curated record. The transcript is spliced from 8 exons.